ACAUUUUAAACAGAAGAGUUCAGACACUGUUGGCUUUUUAGAUUGACCUUUUAUUCCUGAUUUAACAUUUUGUAUGUGAUUUGUGAUGUCUUCCCAGAAGAAGGGUUGGUGGAGAGCCAUUCAUUCCCAUUAUUGAUUCCAGAUGUAUUUCUAAAAAGCGUUUUACGUGAGCAGCUGAGGACGUUUUCAACGUCAAAUAUUGACACACACAGAUUCACAUCGAAACUUACGUUAAUAACCUGGAAACGCUAAAGGCAAUUUUUCUAAAAUAACUUAAAUCAACCAACACGAGGAUGAGCAAACAAGCUCUCCUUUCAUUGACCUGCAGAUGAAUUGGCAGCGGACGGAAAAGAGUUGUGUUGCAAACUGAACCCCGUUCGCUUCAGGAAGUUGAAAACUUGCAACGUUUGCAGAACGGAGGAGGAAUACGAUGGGGGAAAAAUACAACGUUCAACCUUUGAACUGUCUUAGCAGUCACAAGACCUACGCUGUUUUAAAUCACUGUCCUGUAGGCUAUCAAACCGGUGCGGGCCACUAUGAGGCGGUCAUAAAGGAAUUCGUUUUGUUAAAACGGUUGGGGGACUAAAGAGUGAAAGAACUAACGGGAAAACAAAGAGAUCAAAAGGAGCGUCAUCGCAGCCCUCUAUAUGUUGCCGAGCGUCAUUUGGAAAGGGGAGAAAAACGAGGCCAGACCGUCAUCAUCAUGUCAGCUGUUCAUUUCAGUCCAGGGUUGGAUUCCAAAGAAGUUAAUGGUGUUGAGAAGGUUGAUACGCUGGAGGAGGCUACGGUGAAAAUAGAUGAUGGGAAGGAUGAGUGUGUUGGACCUGACACCAUGUACCAACGUAUUCGGAAGAAGAUCGCUCCUUUUGUCAUGUCCUUUGGAUUCCGGAUCUUCGGUGUGGUGCUGAUCAUUGUGGAUGUGGUGCUGGUGAUCGUAGACUUGUCCCUGCCGUCUCGCAGCAGAGGGGUGGGGGAAGCUCUCGAAACGGUCUCCCUCCUCAUCGCGCUCUUCUUCCUCGCUGAUGUGUUGCUGCGGGUCUAUGUGGAGGGGUUCAAGGUGUAUUUCAGCUCCCGACUGAACAGUAUAGAUGCCUGUAUAGUUAUAAUCACCCUGGGCGUCAACAUGAUCUACACCUUCUCUGACCUGAACGGCCCCAGCCUCAUACCCAGGGUGGUAACGUUCCUGCGUUUUCUGAGGAUUAUAAUCUUGGUCAGGAUCUUCAGAUUAGCCUCUCAGAAGAAGGAGCUGGAGAAGGUCACCAGGAGGAUGGUGUCUGAGAACAAACGUCGCUAUCAGAAGGAUGGCUUUGACCUUGACCUCACCUAUGUCACAGAUCGCGUCAUUGCCAUGUCUUUCCCCUCCUCUGGGAAACAAGCCCUCUACCGGAACCCAAUCAGGGAGGUUGCUAGGUUCCUAGACACCAAACAUGAAGACCACUACAAAGUGUUCAACCUCUGCAGUGAGAAAGGAUACGACCCCCAGUUCUUCCACUACAGAGUAGAACGGGUGUUUAUCGACGACCACAACGUACCCUCUUUAGAGGACAUGCUGAAGUACACAGCCAGUGUGAGGGAGUGGAUGGCAGCCGACCCCAGAAAUGUCAUUGCUAUACACUGUAAAGGAGGAAAAGGUCGUACAGGGACCCUGGUGUGUACCUGGCUCAUUGACAGUGACCAGUUUGAGAGUGCUCAGGACAGCUUGGACUACUUUGGAGAGCGGAGAACUGACAAAAGCCGCAGUUCCAAGUUCCAGGGAGUUGAGACCCCAUCUCAGAGCAGGUACGUGGGUUACUAUGAAGUGAUGAAGACUAAGUUCAAUAGACAACUUCCUCCAGAACGGAGCCUGAAGAUCAAGAGCAUCCGCAUCCACUCCAUAGCAGGUGUGGGUAAAGGAAAUGGCAGUGACUUGAAGGUGAAGAUCAUUGUGAGGAAGGACCUGGUUUUCCAGUGUGUCUGUGCCAAACAACAGAACUGCACGGUGUUUCCUGAUGCGGGUACCAAUGCAGUGGUGAUCAGCCUUCAGGAGGGGCCUGUUGUCAAUGGCGACGUCAAGGUCAUGUUUGAGUCCUCUGCUGGUCUACCUAAAGGUUAUGAAGACUGUCCCUUCUACUUCUGGUUCAACACCUCCUUCAUAGAAAACAACAAACUAUUCCUGUCUAGAGAAGAAUUGGACAACCCCCACAAGGCCAAGACCUGGGAUCUCUACAAGGAGGACUUUGGAGUCACUCUGUUCUUCACAGACCCAUGACUGCCUUCUCCACUUUGACCCUUAAAAUCAUCCCCCUACUUUGGAACCCCAUUGAGAAGGAAGGCACUGGAUAAGGAUUUGGGUGACGUUUGGGAUGUAUGCCUACUUUGAACCCUGACCUUUAUCUGUGAGGCCUUUUUUGAGAGGUUGAAGGGACGGCACCUCCUGAUCCUCAUCUACUCUACUACCUGCCAUCCCUGACCAAGUCUCAAUCAUCAGUUCUUCCUCCUGAAGUGGCCCCUUGUUCAGGCACUUUGGAAAAAGAAAAAACAGUUGUAAAACAUCCUAUAUAAACACUCUGUAGUUCAUGCCUUUACUUAUCUUAUGUGGGAAAUGGUGAACAACGCUUCAGGAGAAUGGAGGUCUUAUUGGGACCAACGAUGUCUGCUUGCACUGAGAUAAGGAGACCGUCCUGUUGUUGAUCUGUGUUUUCUCAUUUUCUGUUACUUGUUUUUUUUUUUUUUUUUACAUUUCUAUAGAACAUGACCAUUUGGGUGUGAGAGAUGGCCAUUAAUAAAACCUGAAGGGUUUCAUGGUGACCUUGUCAGUAUCUUCCAUGGAUGUUAAUUUAACCCAGUCCUGGACUGAAAAGAUAUUAAAGUAAUAUUCUUAAUUGGUUCAGGAUUAGGUUAAUUUGUAUUUUGGGAACCCAGGCCAUAUGAAUAAAAUCUUGAAUACGUAAAUUUUCUCCUGUAAAUCUCAAGGGCAAUAAUAUGUAAAAUAUAGAUGACUUGUGUAAAUAAUCUGAAAUUACUUGUUAGGCAUGGUCUAAUAAAACUGGCAAAAACCAUCUCUGUACAGUCUUAAUGAGUACUGGAACUGUAGUUAUUUCCAGUUUGAGGUUAACUGAUCCUUGUAAAAAUAAAACCGUUAUGGAUUCAGUGAAUUGGCAAAUCCAUGCAUUCAAAUUUAAAAUAAAUCAACAUGCAUCCA
Molecule: messenger RNA, 3181 nt
Organism: Esox lucius (northern pike)
Lineage: Eukaryota; Metazoa; Chordata; Actinopteri; Esociformes; Esocidae
Gene: tpte
Product: transmembrane phosphatase with tensin homology
Exons: 19
Coding region: 704-2248 (514 amino acids)
Biological process (GO): transmembrane transport; monoatomic ion transport; protein dephosphorylation
Cellular component (GO): cytosol; membrane
Molecular function (GO): monoatomic ion channel activity; phosphatidylinositol-3,4,5-trisphosphate 3-phosphatase activity; protein tyrosine phosphatase activity
Source: RefSeq, a predicted model, not a curated record